Messenger RNA from Cotesia congregata, 1341 nucleotides. Lineage: Eukaryota; Metazoa; Arthropoda; Insecta; Hymenoptera; Braconidae. The record is from the annotation of a GenBank genome assembly.
AUGGCCGAGUUUGACAGAGACUUUGACUUCGACGAGGACUCUUUACGAGAAAUCGAAAGCAAUGAAUCAAUGCUCUUCACCCAGCAAUGUUCAUUACCUCUCGAAAAAAGUCCAGACGAGAACAAAAGCCCGGAGCAAAAGCUAUCUUCCCGAAAGAACCUCCUCUUGGACCUAUUCGAUCGACCUCCAGAGGUUGAAGACAUACCGGAAGAAUCCUCUUGUAAGACCCUAUUACUAGACCUAAUGUCAAGAUCAGCUACCCCCUCACCUCCAAAAGAGCGUGAACCUCUAAAGAACCUGCUCCUAGAAACAAUGUCCAAAAAGACGCCAAAUACCAUUCGUAAGAACCUCUUAACCGAAAAGAACGACCGCAGCCCUUUCAAAAGACCUUUAUCACCCAAGCCAAAAGAGCCUCCGAAGACUUUAGUGCGUAAAUUUCCUGGGCCGGCAGGCCUGCUCAGUUUCUCGGCUGCUAAAAAGAAUCAAAGCUUAUCCAAAGCGCUUAAUGAUAACCUACAUGAUUCAGACGAAGAAAGGGCUGAGUCUAGAUUUUGCUCGCAGGAUACCAAAAAGCUGUUUACCGACGGCGCAUGGCGGCUUAUGAUGAACGAAUUGCCGCAAGAUUACCUUACUGGUAAGGACAUUUCGUCGAUAAAGAAUCUAGGAAGAAGCAAGAAAAUUCCAAUCCUUGCUGGAAUUAUCGAGAAAAUUGACUGGUCUGCUGCUAAUCCGCGAGUAACUCUUAAAGACAUUUCGGAUUCUAUCGAAGGAAUGAUGCACAAAGACAUUUUCGCGAGGUAUCCCAGUGUUUUGCAGCCAGGAGUCGUUGUUCUGCUUCGCGACGUUGGAAUUCUGAAUCUCCGUGGGUCAAAAGCGUCCCUAACUACUUCUAUACUCUUUAUUUCACCUAUAAGUAUCGUAGCUGCCUACAAUGACAAGUCAAGGCUUAUUACCACACCGGAACUUACAAAAUUGAUGGAACAAGAGCUAGGAAGCCAAGUUAGUCGAGGAAUUCCGGAUACUUUGAUGGAUACGAGCGAUUUUGAAUUGGAUGAUAACUUGUUCGAAGGAUUCGCCGUGCUAGAAGCUUCUAGUGUCCAAGAUAACCUAAGCCAGGAAUUGGCUAGAAGUGAGGAAGUUCCAGGAACUACCUUUGGUGAUAAUCUGCUGGAUGAUAGCGAUGAUGAAAUGAUGUCCCAGAUGCAACUUAGUCCGGAAAGAAAUGAUGUGGUGAAUAAUGCUAAUGGAGAUACUAAUAAUGAAGACACUUUUGGAGAUAGUGAUGAUGAACUUUUAUCGCAGUUGGAUAUGGAUGCGGUGGUUAAUACUUACGAUAAAUGA